UUGGGUUCCUCCUUUCCAAUUAUUUUACUUGGGACUAAGAUCUUGCAAGUUGGGCCCCACCUUUCCCAGUUGGCUGCAGACUCAACGCUCCUUAACUUACCUGAAUAUUUCUGAUACCAGGCUUAACGGUUCAGUACCAGAAUGGUUUUGGAACAACCUACAAAAUAUGGAAAUUUUGGAUAUGUCACACAACAAUCUAACAGGUCCAAUUUUCAAUUUGCAACCAAAGCUUCUUUUCGGUCCCCUUAUAUUUCUAAAUUCAAAUCAAUUUGAGGUUAUAGUUCCCUCAUUUUUGCUACAAGCUUCAUUCCUUCUGCUCAAUGAAAAUAAAUUUUCCUAUUUGCCUUCAUUUUGUGAGCAACGCAGAGCUACAUUCGUGAUGAUUCUAGAUUUAUCAAACAAUGCAAUAGAGGGGCAACUUCCAGAUUGUUGGAAUUCUGUACACAAUUUACGGAUUCUAGAUUUAAGCCACAAUGAACUAUCAGGGAAGAUUCCCGAGUCCAUGGGCUCCCUUGUGCACUUGAAUGCAUUGGUUUUACGAAACAACAAUUUGAUGGGUGAAUUUCCUUCUACGUUGAAGAAUUGCAGCUAUUUAGUUGUGCUGGAUGUGAGAGGAAAUAUAUUAUCCGGCUCAAUACCAUCAUGGAUUGGAGAAAGUAUGAACCAACUAGUCAUCUUGAAUAUGCAACAGAAUAACUUCUCCGGAAGCAUUCCUAAUGAUCUUUGUAAUUUGAAGCACUUGCAGUUGUUGGAUCUUUCGUGGAAUAUGUUAUCAAAAGGAAUUCCAACAUGCUUAAAGAAUUUGACUGCCAUGUCUGAACAAGGAUUCAAUGGAAAUACUAUUUUAUAUUAUGUAGUUAGUGCCCAAGGAUACAUGUUCUUUGGUAUGGAUGCUUAUAUGUCAAACAUUAGAUGGAUGUGGAAAGGUGUGGAACAUGAGUUCAAAAUUCGACAUCUGUCUUUCAAAAGCAUUGAUCUUUCUAGUAAUAAUUUAACGGGUGAAAUACCAAAAGAGAUUGGGUAUUUGGUUGGGCUAGUUUCUUUGAAUUUAUCCAGAAAUAAUCUGAGUGGAAAAAUUCCUUCAGAGAUGGGAAAUUUAAGUUUCCUAGAGUCCCUUGACUUACAAAGAAAUCACAUCAGUGGUGAAAUUCCUUUCUCACUUUCUGAAAUCGAUUUUCUUGGCAUAUUAGAUUUGUCACACAACUCUCUCUCUGGAAGAAUCCCAUCAGGAAGACACUUUGAAACCUUUGAUGUCUCAAGUUUUGAAGGGAAUGUUGGGCUUUGUGGUGAACAACUUAACAAAACUUGUUCUGGAGAUGGAAAUCAGACAACAAUAAAGCCUCAUGAACAUGGAAUAUUCUAUGAGGCAUUUUACAUAAGCAUGGGCAUAGGAUACUUCAUUGGAUUUUGGGGCUUAUUGGGGCCAAAACUACUUUGGCGUCCUUGGAGAAAUUAUUACAUCAGAUUUGUGAACAGACUGAUAAACUAUAUAUAUGCGUGGUUCUGGUGAAUGUGACAAAGUGUUCCUCUCGUAGCUCAAAGGCAGAAAGAAUGCAGGUGUUGCAGAUGCUCUACACGCUUCUUGAUCAGAGAGAAAAUCAAAGUUGGGUUGCACAAGGGCAAGAUAUUUAUUUAGUUUUGUCCUUUACAGAAUUUUGUGUGUAAGGAAUAAAUUGAAAAAUCUUGUUUCCAGAAACUUGUUACG
Vigna unguiculata (cowpea) is the source of this 1705-nucleotide messenger RNA. RefSeq names its product receptor-like protein EIX1. The record is from RefSeq and is a predicted model, not a curated record. NCBI's taxonomy places the organism in Eukaryota, Viridiplantae, Streptophyta, Magnoliopsida, Fabales, Fabaceae.